Molecule: messenger RNA, 453 nt
Organism: Clonostachys solani
Lineage: Eukaryota; Fungi; Ascomycota; Sordariomycetes; Hypocreales; Bionectriaceae
Source: the annotation of a GenBank genome assembly
AUGGAUGACCUCUCUGCUGUCGCUCGAGCCCUCGACUCGACACUUGAUGUAGUACAGGGACUCCUGGAGGACGAGUUCCCUCGAUGUGCUGCCAUACAGGCAGACCGGCACCCUGUAGCCUCCAUGGCUAGGUGCCGGUCGCAUGGCACCCACCUACUCUCCGCUGAGGCCUGCGAACUUGCCAUUCGUGGAGCUCCGUUUCGGUCGGCAUUGGGUCCUGAAUGUGAGGACCAAAUCUGGGAAUACCAGCUUCUUCCCUCCUCCGUGGCUUUGAUUGCAGACAAAAUCAAAGCAACUCCGUUGGAAUGGCGUCGAAACCAUCCUUGCCGUGCCCCGUCGUGCCCUCUGUUUGUCCUAGAGGAUGGCUCCUGUGUCGACAAGCAAUGCUCCGAUGCCUGCCCCGAGUGCCUAGAAGACCUAGUCUUCGACGAUAGCCACAAUCACAUGACGUAA